This is a messenger RNA of Diaporthe amygdali, 1125 nucleotides long. RefSeq lists its product as uncharacterized. Lineage: Eukaryota; Fungi; Ascomycota; Sordariomycetes; Diaporthales; Diaporthaceae. Gene Ontology annotation, molecular function: structural constituent of ribosome. Gene Ontology annotation, biological process: ribosome assembly; translation. Bases 1 to 1125 code for a protein of 374 amino acids. The record is from RefSeq and is a predicted model, not a curated record. Gene Ontology annotation, cellular component: ribosome; mitochondrial large ribosomal subunit. The transcript has 3 exons.
AUGAGCCUCCACCUUCCAUCGCGGAGGGUCCUUGGGACCACUCCAAUGGUCCUCAAGACCCUCCGCCCAACCCUCUCCCUGUCUCCUUCCACCUCAACAUCCUCCCCAGUGUGUCUCCUCCUGAGGCAACAACAACACCAGCGCCAGCAGACCCGCAAUGCCGCCACAAAACCAAAGAGUCGCAACCGACUCCGAGACUACAACAAACCCAAGGAUCUGCACAAACCGGGCGGCGCUCUCGGCGACCUGACCUCAGCCGAAGGGCGACGCAGCAUCGAGGACAGGAUGCGCGAGCGCAUGACCUCGACACGGCUCGAGUCCAAGUCCAUCUUCGACGAGGAGCUCAAGGCGGCGGACGUGGAGGGCGGCGGGCCCGUCGACGCCAGAGGCACGGGGCAGAACACGAGCGGGUCGCGCGAGUCCGUCAUGGGCGCGUCGCUGCUGCGCGACCACAUGCGGCACGCCAUCGACCCGGACCCGCUGAGCCGGAUGCGGUGGGAGCGGCGGAUGGUCGCCAGGCAGGUGGCGCGGCAGCUGGACGCCCGGGGCCGGGAGACGCGCGACGAGCGCAUCCGCCGCACCGAGCGCGAGGCCACCAGCCGGUCCGCCUGGCUCGCCACGUCGACCAAGAAGCUCGUGCACCUGGCCCACCAGAUCUCGGGCAAGACGCUCGAGGAGGCCCGCACGCAGAUGAAGUUCUCCAAGAAGAAGUUCGCCCGCGAGGUGCUCUACGAACUGGAGCUGGCCAGCGACAAGGCCGUCGUCGAGCGGGGAAUGGGCCUCGGCAAGGCGACCGGCGAGUUUGUCCCCGGCGUUAGUGAGAAGAGGACAGUGAAGGACUUUAGGCAUGGCAAGUUCGUCGACAUUGAUGACCCGAGCAGGAUGUACGUCUCCGAGGCGUGGGUGAACCGAGGUCCUUGGAGAGGCAAGAAGCCAAAUUAUCGGGCACGAGGACGUGUAGACCUCCUUCAGAUGCCCCAAGCCAGCAUCACCAUUAAGUUGAAGGAGGAGAGGACACGGAUACGAGAGUUUGAGGAGAAGAAGGCGAAGCAGUAUAAGCAGGGUCCAUGGGUACAUUUGCCCAACAGGCCCGUCACAGCUCAGCGGCCCUUUUAUUCCUGGUAA